UCAUAUUAUAUCUUUCCACUAUCCAAACUACUUGUAUAAAUAUGCACAUCCAUGUAAGAAACAUACCAGAGUCUAAAACAAUGGAGUCUAGUUUAAAUUUGAUUACUCUAGUUGCAUUAUCCAUUGUGUUGUUUUCAGCUUUAGUUCAGCUGGUUUCUGCUGAUUUCACUCAACUCUUUAAGCCCAACUGGGCACCUGAUCAUAUUGUUACUCAGGGGGAAACCAUUUGGUUAACACUUGACAAUACAACGGGGUGUGGAUUCGAGUCCAGGAGCAAGUACUUAUUUGGUAAAGCAAGUUUACAGCUCAAAUUAGUUGAAGGCGAUUCAGCUGGAAUAGUCACUGCAUUUUAUAUGUCAUCAGAGGGGCCUAAUCAUGAUGAGCUAGACUUUGAGUUUCUGGGAAAUAUAUCAGGAGAGCCAUAUCUAGUUCAGACAAAUGUGUAUGUUAAUGGCUCUGGAAAUCGAGAGCAGAGGCAUACUCUUUGGUUUGAUCCUACAACAGACUUCCAUACCUAUUCUUUCUUUUGGAAUCAUCGGUCCAUCGUGUUUCUUAUUGAUGAUAUCCCAAUAAGGAUAUUUGCAAACAAAGAGAAAAUAGGGGUUUCAUACCCUAAAGCUCAAGCUAUGGGAAUUCAUGGAUCACUCUGGAACGCCGAUGACUGGGCUACACAGGGAGGAAGAGUGAAAACAAACUGGACCAACGCCCCCUUUGUGUCCAUGUUUAGAUCCUUCAAUAUUGAUGCUUGCGAGCUUUUGCCUGAAUCCGAUGGCCUGGCCGGAAAAUGUGGCAAGUUAGGACAGUUCUGGUCGGACAAACCAGGCAUGAAUAGGCUAAACAAGCAGCAAAGAAAGCAACUGAAGUGGGUUAUAACCAACCACUUGGUAUAUGAUUAUUGUAAGGAUGUCCCAAGAUUCCUUGAGCUACCAAAGGAGUGCCUAAAGUAGCUUUAUAAUGGUGUACAUGUUUUCAUUUCCUCUUGCAACUUUUCAAGACUGUAAUAUAACUACCAAGUUUCUGGUUACAUUAAUAUUUUUUUCACUUA
Molecule: messenger RNA, 1045 nt
Organism: Daucus carota subsp. sativus
Lineage: Eukaryota; Viridiplantae; Streptophyta; Magnoliopsida; Apiales; Apiaceae
Product: xyloglucan endotransglucosylase/hydrolase protein 9-like
Exons: 4
Coding region: 42-947 (301 amino acids)
Biological process (GO): xyloglucan metabolic process; cell wall biogenesis
Cellular component (GO): apoplast; cell wall
Molecular function (GO): hydrolase activity, hydrolyzing O-glycosyl compounds; xyloglucan:xyloglucosyl transferase activity
Source: RefSeq, a predicted model, not a curated record